ACAAUGGGAACGGAGUUUUUGGUUGCAGCAACUCUGUAGAAACUCUGGAUAGCAAAAUGCUUAGGGAGAGAAUUCGACGGACCAAAAUAGGACUGGCCAACAAGGGCAAAGUGCCUUGGAACAAAGGAAGGAAACACACUGCAGAGACCAGGGAGCGAAUCAAGCAAAGAACACUGGAGGCAUUGAGAGACCCUAAGGUUAGAAACAAGAUGUCUGAACAUCCUCGCACUCAUAGUGAUCAAAGCAAGGCAAAAAUAAGUUCUUCACUGAGACGUGUUUGGCAAAAGCGUUUGAAAUCAAAGAGAUUGAAGGAGCAGUUUUACCUUUCAUGGGCAGAAAGCAUAGCAAAUGGGGCUCGGGAAGGAGGAAUUGACCAAGAAGAGCUAGAUUGGAAUAGCUAUGAUAAGAUAAAACAACAAUUGGAGCGCCAUCAGCUAUUAUGGGCUAAGCAAAAGGAAAAGGAAAGCAGAUCGCUGUUGCCAGAGCAAAGAAAUUCAUGGAGUUAUGGGCUAUAA
This is a messenger RNA of Neltuma alba, 515 nucleotides long. RefSeq lists its product as uncharacterized. Lineage: Eukaryota; Viridiplantae; Streptophyta; Magnoliopsida; Fabales; Fabaceae. The coding region runs from base 57 to 515 and encodes 152 amino acids. The transcript is spliced from 4 exons. The record is from RefSeq and is a predicted model, not a curated record. Gene Ontology annotation, molecular function: DNA binding.